CCAUUUCAGUAUUGUGUAAAAUUCAGAUAAGGAAAUUUGUGAAAAUUGAAAAAUCGAAAUAUCUAUCAUUUAGAGUUAAUUAAAAUUCAAUAAGUUCAAAAAGUGUUGUAAUGAUGAUAGAACAAUGAAUUGCCAUCAAAUAUUAAGUGGUGCCUGCAAUGCUGGCGAUAGAUGUUUUGCCAUUGGAUCGGUGGAAGGAAUCCCAUUUACCGCUUACGCGGCAGGAUGCAACAUCGUUGUGCUUGCAAGCACCUUCGAACGUGUUCAAAUAAUCCCUGGGGCAACACAUGGAUACGUGAAGAUAUCAGCCUUGGAUUGUAGUACCGAUACAGGAAAAAUUGCAGCAGCUUAUGAAAAUAAAAUCUGUAUCUUUGAACCAACACCAGUAUUGCAAACGGAAAAACACUUCACGCAUUUUUUGGACUAUAGAUGGGUCCAAACUGGCUCUUUCAAUAGUCAUUCCCAUGUGAUUACUUUAUCGUGGAAUUUGGAAGGCACACGACUAUUAACCGGUGGUUCUACAAUACAAUUAUGGAAAGAAAAAUCGAAUGAAUUCACAGAUGACGAACCAACAAGUGUUAAAUUCGUUAUUGGAGGAGAUCGUGAAAAUAAAACUCCUACUAGUGAGUCGGUGGAAAAUGCAACAAAUUGGGAGAAUAUUUGGUCCUGCCAAACGGCAAUACCAAUAUAUCACAUGGCAUUCAGCCCUGAUGGUACUUUGUUUGCGACUUGCGGCCGUAAUGACAGACUAGUUAAAAUCUGGUAUGAAAACAAGCAAAUAUUGUUUCCGUCAAAAAAUGGUGCAAAGUCCAUAGUCAAGGAUGAUACUAACGAUUUGAAUUUUACUUAUAUAUAUAUUGCACAUCCUCGUGCAGUUACUAACAUAAUAUGGCGAAAAACUAGCAAAUAUAUGCCGAAGGGAUCAGUUUCGAAUAUGAUUGUAACAUCCUGUCUUGAUAAUAUAUGCCGGGUUUGGAUAGAAACUGUUUUGCCCGAUGAUGGAUUGAUAAACAUGUCCCAAUUUGACCCUCUGGCGAUUCAAAAUCCGAAAUUUAGAACUCACCGACAUAAACAUCGUUUUAUGCAAAGGUUGAAACACAUGAAAACUUGCUUUCACAUACGUCGACAUGCGAAAAAUGGAACAAACGUUGCUGUUGGUAGCGGUGAUUUUAUGACAAACAAUUAUCCGGGGCCAAUUCCCUCGUUGCCAUCAUCGUGCAGUGUUCACGAUUUUCAUUCAUAUGGGUUCCAUGGUAAUGGUAUAUCCCAAGGUAUGCACUUCCAUUUGGCAGCUUCAAUCAAUGCGGAAACAGACAUUCCUUUGGUUCCUUCAAUGCAGUCAACUUCCGAUUCGUCGAAUCAAAACAAUUUUGUUCUUCAUUGGUUGAACAACAAGGAAAUGGAUUUUACCAUUCAGGCUGAAGCUAUUCUUCAAGAGCUAACAAAGAAGGUCAUUCACGAGGAAAAUAUCAAUGCUGGCGUUGUAAAUGCGUCGGAACAUAUCGAUAACCUUUCAAAUGGGGGCGCUUCAAAAAAAAAGUAUAUGAAGACUACAUCGAAAUCAGUUUCGGUCGAUGACAACAGUACAGUGGGCGAUGAAAGUAAAGCUUCUAAUUUUCAAAACUAUCAAACUGGUUUGCAAAAUGUCAAUUCGAUGUCGAAUACUACAUCGUUAAAUUCCCUAAACAACGAUAGUUCUGUCGUUAACCAAUUGACGGAUUCACUGGAUAUAAAAAUUGACUGUUUACUUCGUGACUGGCACCAGAGUCCUGAUUUGCUAUUUGCCAUUCACCCUGUAGAUGGCAGUUUCUUAAUUUGGGUUGUGGAAUGGUUGGACGACUUCUAUCCUGGCUCUUUUCGUCAAGCACAGGUUUCAUUUUCAACGCGAAUUCCCAAUGCAUUUCCUCUCGGCGAUUCAAUGUCAAUGUCAACCAUGGUUAGUUUGUACAAUACUGGGACGCAUCCCUUGAUAUUCCGAGAAAUAGCAAACAAUGUAAAGAGUAAAGACCAUGAUAUUCUAAGCGAAGAAGAGGAUAUGUCUAUCAAAGAUGAAUCUAUUGCAGAGGAAAAUGAAGAAAAUUCCAGUGAUGACAAAGAAAUGAAAGCUAGCAAUGGGCACGACAGUGACAAUUGUGAAAAGUUCGAUGAAAAAGUGAAAAGUUCGACUAUUGCCACUACUAUCUCCCCCUCUGUCUCCAUGGUUACCAAACAUUCAAACGGAACCUUAAAUUUGUGGCAGUUGUCCUUCGCCUACAAAACAAGGUUUACGCAGGUUCUAAGCAUUGGUCAUGUAAGUCGAGUCUCUGGUCACCGGUUCCGGGUAAAUGAUAUCAACUGUCACCCGGUUUUGCCACUGCUCGUGUCGACGUCGCAUCAUAAUUUAUCAGAAUUUGACAACAAGCCAACGGCAAAUACAUCCAACUUAGACCCAAAUGGCGUAGAAAACGUCUUUACAACAUCUGGAUUCUGUUCUGAGCUAAUUCUGUGGAGGGUGGACUCGGUUGGCCCAUUGUGCCACUCUGGUGGCGUUAGUGAACUUGCUCGCAUAAAUUCUCCCGAGAUCUCGGCAUUCAGUAAUGUCGCCUGGAUCCCCACGUUGUUGCCCAGCACUACACUAGGUGGCUACAGCAAUUCUCCGUCAGCAUGUUUUGUAGCAAGCGAUGGCGAACAUUUACGGGUAUAUCAAGCUGUAAUCGAUGCUCGAACACUGCUCGCAGAAAUUUCUUCGUCCGAAAGUAUUACAAAGCUACAAAAAUCUACAUCUUUAUCUUCGCUGUAUUCAAAUGCAUCAUCGACUAUAAAGGGGGUAAAAUUUUCCCUGCACGACAAACUUAAAGUAGUUUCGCAACAAUCUACCGCUCGUCCCGGUUGCAUAAUUCAACUUGACCCAAUUUCCGAUGCUAAACAUGAUUGGCAGAACACACAGUUCUUACACGUGUUUCAAGCGCAACUGAUAACGGGUGGUGACAUACCCAAGUCAGAAAACUGCAAACCAACUAAUCGUGCCAACAAGAGUGACAUGGAUGCUAUAGUAGACUUGCAACAAAAUGCAGAAUUUGAAGAACCUUUUUAUAUUGUUAUAAUUGAAAAAACUCUCAAGGGCAGCACAAUUCACAUGUGGCGUAUUGUGAUUUCAUCGAAAGAGCAAAAGGUACUACUACCCGAGACUGCGAUGUAUGUGCCUGAUAGUAAUCUUACACAGGAAGCGGAAGAUAUCGAUGCGUAUCGGAAAAUGUCAGAAAUAAACGUCGAUUUGAACAACCAGAAGAAACCAACCGAGCCAACUAUAGAACCUCCUCAUAUAGUAAUAACAACACAAAAGGUUUGUACCCAAGAGUUUCCGCUUCCCGAGGGGGUAGAUGUUAUACACGCUUCGCCGGCUGCGGGCCACUUAAGUUCAUCCUCAAUAUACCCUGCGUGUUAUGCGCCUUAUAUAAUUGUGACAGCUUGUUCCGACUCAAUAUCGAGGUUCUGGAAAUGCGAGGCGAUUUCUAAGCACAAACGUGGUCUUACUGAUACAAGCAAUCAAUAUGUAUGGUCAGAAUGGAAGAUGUUUAGUAAAAAACAAGAUUCUGCUAUAGAUAUUCCAGGCCAACCAUUGAAUAUAAGCGCAGCCUAUUCGGGGAGAAUUGCCUGUGCCUACAAAUACGGCAAGAGUUUUACACGUCCCAGUAAAAGUGGGGAUCCUGACUCUAGAUAUAUAAAUCUGUGUGUCGGAAUUUUCGAAUGUGAAAGUUCGGGAGGUAGUGAAUGGGUACUCGAAGAUACUAUUCAUCUUAAAAACAUUCACUUGCCGCGGAUCAACAUUGAUCAUGGCAUAGAUUUAAGUUACUUGCAUGACAACCGCAUUUUGCAAAAGAAACAGCGCUUAAAUCAGGUAUUGCACAAUUUCACGACCCACGACGAAACACGGUCGCCCCGAAGUGGAGACUCCACACCAGAAACAAAUGUAAAAAACCAUACCAGUCUUCUUGCUGUACCCAGUUUCAGUACAUUACAGUCUCUUAGAAAAAGUAUUGCUGAAAAUGGAAAUACCUGUCCUCUUACACAAAAGCACUUAGUUCAACUUGAUUGGGUUUCUAAAGAAGACGGUUCCCAUAUCCUAACCGUGGCAGUUGGUAGUAAAAUUCUUUUGUAUACACCAGUGUCAUCAGAUAUAGCCCAGGCAAAUAUAAAAGCAAUGAAGGAAUCACGAUCGGCGAAUCGUCCAAUUUUACGCAAGGCCAGUUCUUUAGCUCAGCCACAUUUCAAUGAUGAAAUUCGUUGGAUGAAAUUAAGGCAAAUCGAUUUGCAAACUGCAGAUGGCCUGCCUCCCCUGCCAAUGCAGAUUUCCUGGGUUCGUGACGGCAUAUUGGUAGUUGCUAUGGAUUCUGAAAUGCAUGUAUAUUCGCAGUGGAAACCCAGGUUUUGCCAACAGCAUAGCGUCGAAGACGUUCUCGACAACAGAAACUUAAGGGAUGAAGACCUGCGAUCAAUUGCAAAUGAGUCGUCCAAACUUCGCAUUAAGAGUGCUGCGUCGAUGCCGCUUAUGAGUAAAGUAAGCACGGCCAACUUGCAGUUGCUUUCCAAAGAAUCCAAAAAGAAGGUGACGGGAACGAGUUCCAAUAACGUCCAAAAUUCGUCCGAUGCUGCACCCAUAAAUGAAGACUAUAUGACAGACUUUGGCUUAUUUCAAGCCUCCCGCAUUGCAUGUCCGGUUUUACCCCAAUACCAUCCCAAACAGUUGAUGGAACUGCUGAAUUGUGGUAAAAUACGUUGGGUAAAAGCAAUUCUUGCUCAUUUAGUUCGUUGUUUAAGCGUUCCAAGUCUUAAAGGCAAUAAUGACAACGAUGAUGCAUCAACAACACAGAAAUCAUGGUCGAGAUCAAGAACACUUUCAAUAAGCUACACCCCAGAUACUACGGCGCAAUCAGAUCACCGAGGUUCAACUACCCAAAUUCCAGAAGAACUGAUGUUGGAUUACGCUGAGAUAACAUCAAUACCACCACUUCCUCUGUGGGUCCUCCUAAAUGCGGAUAAGGAAUUGUCAUGUCAAGGACCCGUUUUGUCAGAGGACUCCAAGGGUUAUGAUCAACUAUUUGAAAUGGAUACGGCGGAUGAUAGCUUGGAUGAUCUGCUGGAAAAUGAGAAUGACUAUAAACGAACAGAUAGACGCCUAUCGAUACCAGAAAAGCAAAAUAUAUCACAUUUUGGACCACGCCAAGGUCAAAUUCUUUCCCGACUUCUUACACAUACUCAUCUUCCUGGCCUCUCCUCACUUGACCAAAUGCAUCUGCUCGCGUUGGCCGACACCGUGUCCACUUGCAAUACAGAUUUUUCUGAAAAGUUCAUUACAGAGUCAGGGAAGUCGGCAACAAAAGACACAUCUGGUAAUGGUUUAACAGAGUCCUUGGAUGAUUGCGGCCUGAGAUUUCUCUUAGCAAUGAAACACUACUCUUAUCUUCUACGAUGUUUGCCCUUAAAUCAGCGAACACAGUUCCAAAAACAUGGAAUUGGCACAUCGAAUAUUGUAUGGGCUUUUCAUUCGGAAAGUGAAGAGGAACUGCUAAAUUUGAUUCCGUCAUAUAAGAAGGGCGAUCUGAAAUGGUCUACACUUAGAGAUUUGGGUGUGGGAUAUUGGGUUCGUAACAUAAAUAUCUUGCGACACUGUGUAGAAAAGCUUGCUAAGUGUGCUUAUCAACUUAAACAAGAUCCCCUUGAUGCAGCUUUAUAUUAUUUGGCAAUGAAAAAAAAGUCAAUCGUUUGGGGACUCUUCCGUUCUAAGCGCGAUGAGAAAAUGACGCAGUUCUUCGCCAACAAUUUCUCCGAAGAUAGAUGGCGAAAAGCUGCAUUGAAGAAUGCUUUCGUGUUAUUGGGUAAGCAACGCUUUGACCAUGCCGUUGCUUUCUUCUUACUAGCUAAUUCAUUAAAUGAUGCUAUAGAAGUAUGUAUACAAAAGUUGGACGAUUUUCAGUUGGCUCUCAUAAUAGCCCGUCUAUAUGAAGGCGAUAUUGACAUUAAUACCAAUUCCACAUAUAGAAAACUACUAACCGAACACGUUUUGGGAAGCGAUCAUGAUUCACUGAAGUUUAACAUAGAGAAAGCCCACCCCGAUCCAUUUUUACGUUCAAUGACAUAUUGGAUUAUGAAAAGGCACCAGGAAAGUCUCAACACUUUAUUGCUCUCGGGAGUCGGCCAGUGUCACGCUGCUUUUAAAGAGGAAGAUAUGUUUAAGCCUGAAAGUCAGUCAACAAAUCCAAAUGUUUUUAACUUUUAUAUAUACUUAAGAACGCACCCACUACUGGUACGUCAAAACCUUGCAUUGUCUGCUCAGGAGAAAAAAAUAUCACAUGUUGUGUUGUCUGGGUUCAGUUACUCUGGAGAUGUCACCAAAAAUGCAAAUGACAAACAGGUUCAGAUAGAGGAUUCGAUUAGCUCAAUAGAAAGGCAACUGUACUUUACAACAGCACAUGGUCAUUUCAAAGCGGGAUGUCCCGCUUUAGCAUUGGAAGUUUUAAAUAAGUUGCCCACUAAAGUAAUCGAUUCAUCAGACACGGAAGACAUCGAUUCACCUAGCAGUAUUGACAAUGAACUUAUCAAGAGUGGUAUAAUUGAUUGGGAACAUCAGACUUCCGCAGAUAAAGCUUUAAUGUCAUCAGCAACAGACUUGGAUUGGGGUUCUCCCUUGGCCCUGCAGAAAAAGGAAGACGAACCAUUUAAAAUAGAAUGGGACGAAGAUGAAGAUGGGGCUCAAGACAACGUCGGUGAGAUGUUUGAAAAAGGAGACAUCCCACCGGCAAAGGUUAAAAAAGAUGCCAUAAUCACCGCCAACAAAAUUACGAAAAUAGAUAUAAUGGCACAACAACUAAAAUUUGUAGCCUGUUUAAAAAUUCUAAUGGAAGAAUUAUCGACCCUUGCCACCGGCUUUGAAGUCGAUGGAGGUCAAUUACGAUACCAACUUUAUAUAUGGCUGGAGAAGGAAGUAGAAGCUCUUCAGCAAUUAUGCAAUUACUGUAAAUUUGAUUCUUCGAAUUUGAACAACACAUCAGAAAUUCUGAAGGAAAAGGACAAUUCAGUUUCCUACAUCCUGUCAGAGAAACCUACACUACAUGAAAUACUAUUACACGAAAAACACGAUUUCGAGGCGAAAGUGAUGAGAGCUGCAAAGAGAAAGAAAUGGUUAAAAGCCAACGAAACCUUGUUAAGGACGUUAUUAAGUUAUUGUUCUCUUCACGGCGCUAGUGGUGGAGGUCUGGCUUCUGUCAGAAUGGAAGUUGUUCUUCUUUUGCAAGAACUACAACAGGAAAAAACACAGCAACAGCUUCUAAGCCCCUUACCAUUUCCAACCACUCUUCCGCUAUUGAGUGCAUGUGUAGCAGGAAACAAAACCGUAAUAGCUGAUCCAAUAAAAUAUUUACAGUCCCAAACUAUAGAUAUGCUUCAUAGCGUAAUAAAUUUUUCGCCAUUUGUCGGACUGGACACAAAUGCUUUCUGCGAAAUUUUUAUUAUAAGAGAUCUUGCUGUAGCUUUGUCAUCUUGUAUCUACCAAUCUCUUUGUGAUUCGGAAAGUUUCGUGGUGCAUAAUUCAUUCCAAAACGGAUUUCAGAGCCCUGGUAUAGAAAAUAUAGCCAAACUUAAUUCCUCCUUCGAGUGCUCACACCUCAUUGGUAAUACCAACAUUUAUAAUAGAAAACGUAUUUAUUCGAUGGAUGAGCCUACCACUGUAUGUACAACACCAUCCAGAUGGCCAGGAGUAGCCAAUUUAAGGGCUUUGUUGGCAAGGGAAAAAGAUGAAGACAUCCCUAAGCUUAAUGUUCUACUACUAGAAAGCUUUAUAGCUACUUAUGUGUCCUUAGCUACCUACGCUCUUGUUACUUGUGACAGCCGCAUAUUGUAUAGACUUAUUGUCCAUAACUUCACCAUUGAGACAUGGUCUACUAUAUUCGGAGGUGGAAUGAAAAAACUAUUAAGGAAAGCUACAUGCGAAAAUCAAGCUGCGUCAUAUGUUUCAUCUGAGGAGCAAAACGACGAUAAUAGCGUGUGGAAUAGUGUGACAUCGUCCAUUACAAAACAACGUGUCAAACUUAAUAUGAAGAUACUUGGCAACUUUGCUAGUAAUAAUUCGUCAACAAAUAUGAAGGAAGAUAAGCCAACAUACAGGGAACAGUUCGUUCCUCCGGAAAUGUCCAUGCUUUCCUACUUUUUGGCAAAACCAAAGUCGAAUGAUUUCGAUGACUAUGAUACUGACGAUCCUUAUGAAUCGGAAAACGAAGGUGAGGAAGAUGAUGUAAUUGGAGCCUCUUCUAAUGCUACAAACAAGGAAAGAGACAACAAAGAACAUUUGGACCCUACAUCGUAUUCGUGGUGUAUUUUAAGAGUUGCAAUAAUGAAAGUAUUCAUUAAGAAAGUUCAAGACUUUGUCAACGUUUCAGGCAUCGAAAUACAAGAUCUACCUGUUUUGAGUCCACUGUCGCAUGAGGUUUUAAGGGCACUCAAUAAAUGGCAAGAAGUGGCAUUAGAAAUUUUACUUUCGAAAGGGCCCCCAUCAGAGGAUUAUAUUCCAGGAUGUUUUGCUAACAGUGGAGUUCCUGGUCUUUCCAUACACCGAUAUAGAUCACUUUUAAGUAAGGACAAUACACCGUUCUCAGCCAGCACAGCAGCUGGACCCGUUCGUAGAUUAUGGAAUUUUCUUGUGAGGCAAGAUGAAGCUCAGGAUGUGUUUAUUAAAGUAAUUUUCGGGAAAAAAAUGGACGGCACAUUUAAAACUCACAGUAACGCAUAUGAUGUGGUUGAUAAUGCUGGAAGUUCGUCUACCAAGGAAGCUAAUGAACCCAUUCGAAUUAUACACAAAGAUCAUGAAUCAAUUUUAGCUUUUUGCUUAAAUAAUAGCUCUUCAAGCAUGAUCGCCGUUGCUAAUCCAAGAGAAGUCCAAGAGUUUAAUAUAUCACUUUUGCUUGAAUCACCCAAUUGGUAUGAAGAUGAAUGCGAUUACGACCUAAUGAAUAUCUCUAAGGACAACGAAACUGGCUCAAGUUCCGGCUUUUUAAUGAUUCAAAGCUCAGAACAAACUCCUUUUGCCUCGUCACAGGAAUUGACUUACAACACAAAUUCAUCGCAGUCUGGUCGUGGCACUGAUCUUAUAUUAAAACACAAAAUUGACAAUGUUAAACGUAUGAGUUCACAUCCUUUAAUGCCGUUGUAUUUGACCGGAGGUCAGGAUGGAUCAGUUCAAAUUUGGGAAUGGGGUCACCAACAAGUUGUUUGUACACCGCGAGCUUCUGGUACGUUUGCUAAGGUCACAAGAUGCAGAUUUUCUGAACAGGGCAACAAGUUUGGUAUCGGGGAUGGUGACGGAAAUUUAAGUUUAUGGCAAGCAGGUAUUGCCUCACAGAAUAAUAAGUCAUUCUUUACAUACCAAUGUCACAACAAGACAUUAUCAGAUUUUGUGUUCUUGGGAUCAUGCAGUUUACUUGCAACUGCUGGUCAAAGCUCGGAAAACAAAAAUAUUAUUGUUUGGGACACAUUACUUCCACAAAAAAAAUCUUGUGUAAGCGCUUUCACCUGUCACGACCAAGGUGCAUCCUGCUUCGUGUUUGCCCCGCAGCAUCAGAUACUUAUAUCCUGCGGUAAGAAAGGAGACAUCUGUAUUUUUGAUAUGAGACAAAGGAUUUUAAAGCAACGUUUGCAGGGCCACGAUAGCGCAAUUAAAUGUAUUAGUCUCGAUCCCCAUGAGGAAUUCUUUGCUACUGGAUCUAUCGAAGGAGAUAUAAAGAUUUGGAGCCUCAACCAAUUUACGCUGAUAAAAGCGUUUUCUGGGGAACAUGCUAAAAAUAGUUUCUUCAAACAAUUUGGACAAGGUGUCAGCCAAAUUCAAAUUGAUGCUUAUGGCAGAAUAUUUUCCUGUGGCUCCGAUGGAUGUAUGAAAGUUCGGCAAUUAUUUGAAAAGGACACUAUUGUUCAAACUAUGUAUUAAACAAAUGACGUAUAUUAAUAAUUGUUCUUAUUUGUUAAAUGUUCAAAAAACCGAUAAUUUUAACAAUAAAUAAUGUGUUACAUAGUAAGUAAAACAUA
Stomoxys calcitrans (stable fly) is the source of this 10050-nucleotide messenger RNA. It is a transcript of the gene Rbcn-3A, whose product is annotated as dmX-like protein 2. Gene Ontology annotation, cellular component: RAVE complex. The transcript is spliced from 21 exons. Gene Ontology annotation, molecular function: protein binding. Bases 125 to 9952 code for a protein of 3275 amino acids. The record is from RefSeq and is a predicted model, not a curated record. Gene Ontology annotation, biological process: vacuolar acidification. NCBI's taxonomy places the organism in Eukaryota, Metazoa, Arthropoda, Insecta, Diptera, Muscidae.